This is a messenger RNA of Vollenhovia emeryi, 1145 nucleotides long. RefSeq names its product flexible cuticle protein 12-like. Gene Ontology annotation, cellular component: chitin-based extracellular matrix. The coding region runs from base 291 to 614 and encodes 107 amino acids. The transcript has 3 exons. Lineage: Eukaryota; Metazoa; Arthropoda; Insecta; Hymenoptera; Formicidae. Gene Ontology annotation, molecular function: structural constituent of chitin-based larval cuticle. The record is from RefSeq and is a predicted model, not a curated record.
GUGAAACCGCCCCAGCGUCCGUCCCUCGCAUUCCAGCCUGACAUUCUCGGGCCGCGCGCGGCCACGGGCUGUUGUGCCAUCACCGCCCGGUCGGCCCGGUCAUUUAAGGAUUUCGACACAUGGACAUGAAAAUUUUGGCAACGCCGUGAACGAUGGUAGGGCGUAAUUCGCAUCGCACAAUUCUGGCUAUAUAUAAUCGCCAUCGGCGCCGUACGCCGAAUCAGUUUUAGUGAGCCAUCUCAGCACGUAUCGUCACCUGUUCUCUUGGAGAAAAGAAUCCGCCUGUCGCCAUGAAGCUGAUAAUUGUCUUCGCCGCCGUCGUCGCCGUCGCCCUCGCGGCGCCCCCGCACGACUACAGCCAGACCGUGGUCGUCAAGGAGACGCCGCUGGACAACAUCGGCAUCGACGGGUACCAGUACGGCUACGAGCUCUCCAGCGGCCAGGCCCACCAGGAGUCCGCCCAGCUGGUGAACGCCGGCCAGGAGAACGAGAGCCUCGUCGUCCGCGGCAGCUUCACCUACGUCGACCCGGAGACCAACGUCAGGUACACCGUCAACUACGUCGCCGACGAGAACGGAUUCCACCCCGAGGGAGCGCAUCUGCCGACCGUUUAAAUUCACUAGCCAUCAAGUAGAUAGUAAAGUCGAUAGGAAAAACGGACAGCUCUGGAUAAAUUUUCGUCAUCAUCAAGCGGGCUGGAGGGGACAAUCGAGGGGCAGUCUCGGGCGUUUCAACCAUCCCGCAUAAAUAUCCGCGUAAUUUUAAAAUAAUUCGCGGUAAUCAACUCAUGAUUUAUUAUUAUUACGGAUGCCUCGAUGCGUCGAAUAAACGCACUUGUUUACGACGCAAUAAUCGUACGCACGGCUGCGAAACUGCAUUUUUCUUCCCGUAAUCGUCACCCGCGUGCAGCUUUAAAUAAAAAUCGCGACUGUGCAUACGAGUCUGCGUUAUAAUAAGUCGUAAAAUUAAUACCGCAUUCUUCGAAAUUCCAGCCGGGCAUUAAACAGUAUCGAUAAUUAUAGCGUCUCGCAAUCGUGAAUUUAAUCCUGUUCGGAAUGCGCAGCUACGUUUGGAAAUUUAUUCAAAUGUAGUUCAUUGUAAAAUAGCUAUUUCGAUCUCAAGUUAAUAAGAAUCUUAUUAAAGAC